Messenger RNA from Punica granatum (pomegranate), 2622 nucleotides. The record is from RefSeq and is a predicted model, not a curated record. Lineage: Eukaryota; Viridiplantae; Streptophyta; Magnoliopsida; Myrtales; Lythraceae.
GAAGAGCGAAACCAAAUGAAAGAACGAAACAGCCAACAAACACCAAAAGCGCUCUCUUCUCUCUUCUUCAGUUCUUCUUCUUCAUCUCCAAUCCCUUCACUGCCACAAUCUCUAACCCCAGAAACCCUAGCCCUCGAUUUCUAGCACUGUGUAUUCUCCACUGCAGCUUGCUCACUCUCCUCGGCCGGGUUCUCUCGAUCGAUUCCGGCCGCUUCUGGCCGCACCCAGCUGCAAAUCUCGAGCUGAGCAGCCCGGUACUGCUUCAAAAUUUCAAAUUUGGAGGGCCCCGAUUGAGCUCUGGUGCUGAGGCCCGUGCUGGGUCGUGUCUGUUUCUUGGGUCACUUCCGUUUCUUGAAGGGGGGGAAUUGAGUCCUGAGAGCUUGGUUCAUCUGCGAAUUCGGGGAAAUUUGAGCUUGGAUUUGAUGGGGGAAGGGGAGGAUCCUGGCAAGGAGAAGCAAUCGGAUGCGGCUGCAAACGCCGGUAUCACGGGGGACCACCCCGCCAAGAAGCUAGCGAGGCAGCUCGAUUUCACAGGGUUUAGCGGGGACAACCCGGGGGGCAGUAGCUCGGCUCUGCCGGAGCAUCCACAGACACAGACGCUGGCCCAAACUAAGGAGGCUCCGGUACCACUGGCCCCGGCCCCGGCACCGUCCGCGGCCGCGGCACCGGCACCAGCUCGGCCUGUCCCUCCAAGGGUACCUCAUCCCGUAGUUAGGGCAGUAAAACCCGAAUCCCCUAAGGCAAGACCGAGAUCGAAUGCAGAUGGAAAAGAUGGCACGCCAAAGAAACAAAAACAGUGCAACUGUAAACAUUCACGAUGCUUGAAGCUGUACUGUGAGUGCUUUGCAUCGGGUAUAUAUUGUGAUGGAUGCAACUGCAUGAACUGUCAUAACAAUGUUGAGAACGAAGCUGCCAGGAGAGAGGCAGUUGAAAAUACUCUUGAACGUAACCCAAAUGCAUUCAGGCCAAAAAUUGCUGGUAGCCCUCAUGGAAUACGAGAUAGCAGGGAGGAUAUUACUGGCGAAACUUUACUGUCAGCAAAGCACAACAAGGGUUGUAAUUGCAAAAAAUCAGGUUGCCUUAAGAAGUACUGUGAAUGCUUCCAAGCCAACAUCCUCUGCUCCGAAAAUUGUAGGUGUAUGGACUGCAAGAAUUUUGAAGGAAGUGAAGAAAGACAGGCUUUGUUCCAUGGCGACCAUUCCCACAACAUGACAUACAUUCAGCAGGCAGCAAAUGCUGCCAUCACUGGAGCUAUUGGAUCCUCGGGUUAUGCAUGUGCUCCAUUAUCUAGGAAGAGAAAAGGCCAAGAACUCUUCUUUGGGUCGACAGUGAAAGAUCCGUCCAAUCAAAGAGUUGAGCAAUUCCCUCAGGGAAACCAUGUAAGAGCUGCAACUUCCUCUUCCUUAUCUUCUAUUCCUGUUGCCCCAGGUGGGGGCCCUGCCUUAUUGGGCCCUUCCAAAUAUACGUAUAGGUCUCUGUUAGCUGACAUCAUCCAACCGCAAGAUGUGAAGGAGCUUUGCUCAGUUCUAGUGGUACUGUCUGAAGAAGCUGCAAAGACGCUUGCUGAACAAAAGGAUGCAAAAGAGAAACUGGUCACAGAACAGACAGAAACUUCCCUCUCAUUGUCAGCAAAACAAGGGACUCAAAACCAGGAAGUAGAUGGUGACAAAACUGUGGCUGAAGACCGUUCCAGUGCAAGUCAGGCACCUGAUAAGAGUGGUCGAGACGAAUCCGACACAGAAGCUUCUGCUGAUGCCCCAACUCAGAGGCCAAUGUCUCCAGGGACACUGGCUUUGAUGUGUGAUGAACAGGACACAAUGUUCUUGACGUCUGCUUCCUCAAAUGGAUUGAUGGGCGCUGGUGGUAAUUCAAAUCCACAGUUGCCCCCUGGUAAAGGGAUGACGGAAAUUUAUAGAGAACAGGAGAGGCUGGUAUUAACGACGUUACGGGACUGUCUUAAUAAGCUUAUCACGGUCGGAGAAAUAAAAGAAACGAAGUACUCAUCGCUGGCGAGAGCGGAAUCAGGAGGUCAGGAAGACCCAAUCAACAAUGGAACAGCAAGUGAGAGAAGCAGAGCAGGAGAUAAACAGAAUCCAGUGAGUAAUGGUCUCACGAAACCGGUUCCUCCUGCAGGCAAGCCUUCUCAGGCUACAGCAGUUACAGCUGUUGCCUCUACUUAUAUUGAUAUUGCAAAAAACCAGCUCCCUUCUGAAAAUGGAAGCAGCCAACAGAAGAUCGAAAAAGCUAAUUAAUAGAUGCUCGCAUUGGACCAACUUCAACUGCAAGGCUCGACCAGAGAAAUAUCUGGCCGAAACUUAACUAGGUUGGCCAAAAGGAUCAUUCUUCGAGUGAUACCAAUAUUGGAGGUGGAUUUCAGUUUCGGCUUUUGUUGGUUGCGAUGCUGCGAGAGAGACUGCACAGCAUGAGUGUCUAUAACAGUAAUGCUUAGAUCUUAAGAUCUUUCAAUUUUUUCUUGUAGGAUUUAGUUUAGUUGGUAAUAUAUUCCGAAGUAGAAUGUAAACUAAAUUAAAGAGCCGUAGGGGUGAUGCAGAUGAUACUUGUAAGGAUUUCUCGAUUGAUUUCCGAAUGAAUAAAGGUCAAGGUUAUAUGAUUUUUCAUGAA